Wyeomyia smithii (pitcher-plant mosquito) is the source of this 1527-nucleotide messenger RNA. RefSeq lists its product as uncharacterized. Gene Ontology annotation, molecular function: nucleic acid binding. Lineage: Eukaryota; Metazoa; Arthropoda; Insecta; Diptera; Culicidae. The coding region runs from base 1 to 1527 and encodes 508 amino acids. The record is from RefSeq and is a predicted model, not a curated record. The transcript has a single exon.
AUGUUACCUCCUAGUGAAAUCUUCACUCUUUAUUCGUCAUUGUGUCAACUGGUCCGGUUGACGGCAUGGAUAUUACGUUACACACAUAAUAGCAGAAAAAUCAAUCGAACAGUCAGACGAAUAGGAGUGCUCAGUGCACGAGAACAUGAAGAAGCAUUGCUCGUUUUAGUGAAAUUGGCACAAUCCGAAUGUUUUCCAAUUGAACUGUCGGAUCUAGCAGCGAGAGGAGAAGUUAAGCCUACCUCUAAAUUACAUUCCAAGGAUCCUGAGCUACGAGACGGUGUGAUUCGCGUUGGCGGUAGACUUCGUCAUGCUCCAGUUACGUUCGACAGAAAACACCCGAUAGUGUUGGACAGCAGUCACCUAUUAACCAAGCUGAUAAUGAAAGAAUAUCAUCAUAAACUCCUCCACGGAGGACCGCAGCUUAUGCUUUCCUGCAUGAAGGAAAGAUUCUGGCCACUUUGUGGGCGAAACCUAGCGAAGAAAGUAGUUCAUGAAUGUGUUCCUUGCUUUAGAGCACGACCACGCGUCCAUGACCAACUGAUGGGCGAUUUACCGUUGGAAUGGGUAACUCCAGCUCCUGCCUUCCUGCGAGUUGGAAUUGACUAUUGCGGUCCAUUUAGUCUCCGCCACACGUCGCGAAAGGCCAUUCCGGCUAGGUGUUACUUGUGCUUGUUCAUCUGCUUGGUGGUCAAAGCUGUCCACAUAGAAGUGGUAGCCGAUCUUACGACCGAAGCCUUUAUCGCAGCACUAAAACGUUUCAUUGCCAGGCGCGGCAAACUUGGAGUAAUUUUUUGUGAUAAUGCCACCAAUUUCGUAGGCGCUCGGAGAGAACCAAGCGAAUUGCACCGACUGUUCCGCUCUGAACAAUUUCAAAAUCCGAUAGUUACAGAGGCAGCAAAGGACAUGAUCGAUUUCAAAUUUAUUCCUGCGAAAUCACCGAACUUCGGUGGGUUAUGGGAAGCAGCCGUGAAGUCCCUUAAGGGUCACAUGCGACGAGUCAUUGGAAAUAAUUUACCCCGUCCUGAUGAAAUGUUCACCGUUGUCACGCAGAUCGAAGCCUGUCUCAAUUCGAGACCAAUCACUCCACUAAGCAGCGAUCAUCGAGAUUUGGAAGCCCUUACUCCUGGGCACUUCCUAAUACAGCGCCCUCUCACCGCCAUUCCAGAACCCAGCCUCACGGAUAUACCGGAAAACAGACGAAGCAGGUGGCAAUUAGUCCAACAGUUCUUCCAAACGAUCUGGAAACGUUGGCCAACUGAAUAUUUGUCAGAUCUCCACAAUCGAAACAAAUGGACAAGAAGGAGAAACAACCUACACAUCGGAACGAUGGUGUUGGUAAAAGAGGAUAAUUUACCCCCACUGAAGUGGCAAUUAGGACGUGUUACAGAAAUUCAUCCAGGAACCGAUGGCAACAUAAGGGUUGUCACCGUUCGCACCCAAAAGGGAACGUAUCGGCGAGGCAUUCAAAAAAUAUGCAUUCUUCCGAUCCGUGAUAAUCAACCGCAUGUCAAGGAUACCCAGUAA